UGUACUGUACUGUACUGUACUGUACUGUACUGUACUGUACUGUGCUGUGCUGUGCUAUGCUGUGUUGUGUUGGGUUGUGUUGUGUUGUGCUGUGUUGUGUUGUGUUGUAAUAUCGAUCAGUUAAUGAUUUAUUUUUCUUUAAAGAUUUUAAGAAAAAUCAAAACCUGAUUGUCAUGAUAAUUGAUGUUUCCUAUGAGAAAUAAAUGAAAAAUUUAUGUUUACGGAAAAUACAUUGGACAUUAUCAGUAACAAUCUGAUAUGGGAGAGAACAAAUUAGAUCCCAGUGGAAGAAGAAAUCAGAACGACACGCUGGAAGUGAAUAGGACAGAUGUUGAGAAAAGCAACCAACUGCGUCACAAGGCAAGCCCUCAUGUGGGAUCCUCAAGGUCAAAGGAGGAGAGGAAGACCAAAGAGCAUAUUAUGCUGAGAAAUGGAGACAGAUAUGAGAGAAAUGAACAAGAAUUGGAUAGAACUGGAAAGGAAGAUCCAGGACAGAGAGUGAGUUGGAGAAUGUUGGUCGGUGGACUUUGCUCUAUUGGGAGUUACAGACGUAAAUAAGUAGGUAAAUAAAUAAUUUUGUAUAUACAAUGUUUGUUGUAACUCCGCCUGGAGCCUCUCUGGAGCUACUGCCGAUUCGAGACCUGGAUAAACGAGGAGGGUUGGGCAUUGGGUUGGCGAAUCCAUCCCACAGAAAACUAACUCAUUGAAAACGCUUUAUGGUUUGUUAUGUCCAGACGAGGAUGAAUGGAAGAUUAUACAUGGAAAGAUAGUGAAGAAAGUGGUACAUCAUCACCAAAAUAUACAAAUGAUGAUUAUAUAUAUCGUUUAAGACGUACAGCUAAAUCAUUAGAUGGUGAUAGAACAAUGAAUUUAUCAUUAAAUCAAAAUGAUACAACACAAUUCAUUGAAACAAAUAGACAAUUCAAUGAGUUAUUAAAUUGUUCAUAUACACAAAUAACAGAUAGGAAUUCAACACAACAACAACAACAACAACAACAUCAUCAUCAUCAUCGUCAUCAACAGCAGCAGCAGCAGCAGCAUCAACAACAACAACAACAACAUCGUCAUCAUAAUUCUAUGCUAUUAUUGAAUAAUAGACGUUUACCAAUCUAUGCAACAAGUAAACGAUUACUUAAAGGACCAGAUCAUAUAUGGGUACCAGUAGGACAUUGUCGUUAUUUAUUAGAAAGAGAUUUACAUACAGGUGAAAUACAAUGGAAUCCUGAAGGUAAUGAAAUUAUUUGUACUCCUAGAAGUUUAGCAGAAAUUUGUAUGGCACGUUUAAUUCGUGAUUGGCCAUGUAUGCUACCUACUCGACGUUCAUCAUUACGUAAUAUAGUGAAUUUCUUAUUUAGUUCUCGUGAUAUACAAUCAAAUCCUUCGACACAGAAUUUUCCUACUUCAUCGACUAUAUCAACAGAAGCAUCAACAUCAGGAUCAGGACGAUCAGCAAGUUUAUCAUUACGUGAAUCUUGUUCUAAAACUGAUCGUUGUAAAACUCAACAUAGAAAACUUAAACAAAAACAUUCAUUAAAUAAUAAUCAUGAUCAUGAUCAUGAUGAGGAUGAAGAUGAGGAUGAGAAGGAGAAUGGUGACAAUAAGAAUAUCCCUAAAACUAAUCAUCAUUAUACAUAUACACCUCCAUUAACAUGUCAUGAUUUACCAGUUACUGUAUUAAUGAAUUUAUUAUCUGAAGCAAUAUUACAAAGAGAUUGUUCAGCAAUUACUGGUAUUAUAGCAAAUUGGCCAUGUGAACAAUUAAUUAUAAAACAAUUAAUACCAAAUGAAGAAUAUCCACUUAGUUUAAAUUAUAUGACUAAACCAACAUUUGUAUUAGUAAGCCCUGAAAAUGAAUAUGGUCAUCGUAAUAGAUUAGUUAAAGGACCAAGUUUAUUAGAUGGAUUUAUAUUAGGCUUUUUAACAAGACAAUCUGGUUGUAAAUUAAAAUCAGUUGAUUUUACUGGAUUUGAAGAAGAUUGUCGUGUAAGUAUUGAAUUAUCUCGAUUGCCUAUAUUAUGGAUGAAACCAGAAAAUCGUAAUUCUGAAAGUGUACGUAGACAUUUAAUGGCUAGUUUACAUAUUGGUAUACCAAGAAAACGUCUUGAAGCUUAUUUUUCUAGAAUAUCUACUAUAUAUGCAUUUCAUGAAGCUGAUAUUGGACAUGGUGAACAAUUUGAUACAGUUACAAUUCAUUUAGAUUGUAAUAUGACAGUAGAUGAAGUUGCUCUUGGUUUAUCAUUACAAACAUUAACACCAUUUCGAUUUUCAUGUAAUCGUUUAUUAUUACAACGAUUACCGGAAAUUCAUUUUCCACCGUAUAGUUUAAUAAGAUUAUUUGAUCCAUUGUCAAUUACACAAUUCGAAUUGGAAGAUCCUACAAUUGGAAGUAGUAUAGCUGUUGUUCUACCAUCUGCUGUUGGUUGGUUAAUUAGUUUACGUAAUUUGAGAGCUUGUUCACUACCAUCCUGUAUACCUCCACCUCCAGAUGUUGUACCGAAUACACCGACAUUACCACCAAGUGUUGUAGUAUCGAAUACGGGCAGUUUACAAUCAAACUCAUCUCAACAAUCAAAUACUGUAUCAUUGUCCUCUUCUUCUGGAUCCUCAUCAUCAUCAUCAUCGUCUUCUUCUUCUUCUUCUACUUCCAACACUAACAAUGCAAUUGGUGCUAAUAGUAGUAACAAUAACAACACUAGUACUUCUUCUUCAUCAGUGUCUUCGACUACAACAACAAAUAAUACAUUACAAAAUUUUACUACACCAGCAUUCACUUCAACAGUUGCUGCAUGUCGACUUUUAAACAGAGCACUUGUAUCAUUAAGAUAUUUACAAAGACUUGGACUGGCAAGAUGUCAUUUAACUGGACAAUUAAAAACUUUACUUGGCGGUUUAAGUCAACCUUUGGAGUAUUUAAAUUUACAGGAUUGUUGUCUUUCAUCUGAAGAUAUUCAUUAUUUAGUAUAUCAAUGGCGUCCAUUGAAUGGUUUAUAUGAAUUAAAUCUUUCACGUAAUAAUUUAUCAGUUGUACCAGAUGAAACACUUUAUGAACUUGUACAAAAUGUUUGUCUUAAACCAAGAGGUCGAUUAGUUUGUUUAUCAAUAGCUUAUACAUGUUUAUCAACUGAACGAUUAAUUGAUUUACUUAGUCUAAUGGCUGGAAUGGAUCCAUCACAUAGUUUAAAUGAAAAUAAUGAACAUGAUAAUAUGAAUACAAAUGAUAUAGAUAAAUGGAUUGAUAAUGUAUGUACAUUAAGAGUUCUAUGUAUUCAAUCAUUUAUUCCACCAACUCAAUUACAUAUUCAUCGUAUAUUAUAUAGAAUAAUACAUUUACCUAAAUUACAUAAAUUACAUAUAUUUCCAGCAUUUUAUGCAUUUCCUGGAGAUACAGAAUUAAAUCAACGUGAACAACGUAAUAAUCAAUUAAUACAUAGUCGUAAUUAUUUAAAACAAAGAUGUCGAUCCGAUAUUGAAUUAUUAUAAAUUGUAAUUUUGUUUUUCUUUUUUUUGUUUUGUUUUCUUUCUUUUUUCUCUUUUCUUUUUUUUGUUUUUUGUUUUUGUUUUUUUCUUUUUUUUUUGCUUUCUCAUUGUGAUUUUCUAAUGAGAAACAAUAAUGAUCAAUUAAUUGAUUAUGUUAAUGAGAUGAGAUAAGUAACUAGGAGUUCAUUACUAAUCAUCAGUCAUGCUGGUGGUGGUGGUGGUGGUGGGGUGUUACCAUGAUCAUCACCAUCAUCGUUUGUUUGUUUGUUUUCUUUCUUUUGUAUAUCUUUUAAUGAAAGAAAAAACGUUUGAAAAGUGAUACACAUUGAGUUUUACUUUUUCUCUUUUUUUUGGUUUUUUUUUAUAAAGAAAAAAAAACACAAAAUUAUUUCUAUGUGAAAAUAUUUUUUUUGUUUUUUUUUGUUUGUUUGGUUUGGUUUCAUUUCAUUUCCAGUAUAAAAAGAAAAAAAAAUAAAUUUUAUGCAUCAUUCAUUGUGUUUGUUUUGAUUUGAUUGAUUGUUGAAUUGAUUUAUUAUAUGUUUAAAUGAAAGAGUUAUAAAGAGGCCCAACUGUAGUUGCUACCUUGAUGUGGUGUAGUCAGGCUUGCCUGUUGUGAUAACUCAACUAAGCUACAUUGGCUGGAACUGUGUUGGGGACGUUAGAUCCCUAGAACUCACUUGGAAAAGGACCUAGUUUUGUAAUUUUGUUUAGAAAAUUUGAAUUUUUUUGUUUUUGCGCCAAAAGUACUCUUUUCACCUUCAUAUCGUGUUUCUCACUUAGGAAAUAUCUUCAGUGCUAUUGGUCCGUUGCGUCUAUUAGUAUGCUAUGUGGUAACUCUCCCAAAGGACGGUGUUGUGCUGUAUAUAUACGUUUUGAUUUGUGUUUGUUGUUAUUGCUCAUUUCUAGUUGUUUGCAGAAUAUACUUCCCCAUUUUAAGCUUGGACUUCUUCCUCUAGUUAGCGGGGCUGGGACUAAUCAGAAUAUCUAGCUUAUUGAUCUUUGAUCACCGAGUCUUUGUUCUCGUUCUCAGAUUAAGUGAACUUGUAAUAGCUUCAAAUCUAGCAGGAACAUAUGUUCCUGUAGGUUCUACCAUGUUAAGCAGGUUGAUUGGAGAACGGUAAGACUAAAAGCAGCAAC
Molecule: messenger RNA, 4614 nt
Organism: Schistosoma spindalis
Lineage: Eukaryota; Metazoa; Platyhelminthes; Trematoda; Strigeidida; Schistosomatidae
Source: the annotation of a GenBank genome assembly